Sorex fumeus (smoky shrew) is the source of this 2922-nucleotide messenger RNA. RefSeq names its product Rap guanine nucleotide exchange factor 3 (gene RAPGEF3). Gene Ontology annotation, biological process: Ras protein signal transduction; positive regulation of GTPase activity. The coding region runs from base 107 to 2755 and encodes 882 amino acids. The transcript is spliced from 27 exons. NCBI's taxonomy places the organism in Eukaryota, Metazoa, Chordata, Mammalia, Eulipotyphla, Soricidae. Gene Ontology annotation, molecular function: guanyl-nucleotide exchange factor activity. Gene Ontology annotation, cellular component: plasma membrane. The record is from RefSeq and is a predicted model, not a curated record.
CUGGCCAGGUGAGAGCCGCUGGCAGGUGGGCCCGCACCCCGAGGCCGGCCCGGUGGGAGGCCUCCCCGACGUGGACGUGGUGGUGUCCGAGGGGACGGCGCUCAGCAUGGUGCUGCGGAGGAUGCAUCGGCCUCGAAGCUGUUCCUACCAGCUGCUGCUUGAGCCCCAGCGUCCCAGUCGCAUCCAAGGGCUUCGCUGGACUCCCCUUACUGACAGCGAGGAGUCCCUGGAUUUCAGCGGAAGCCUGCAGCAGGUGUGCCCGGAGCGGGUGCUCAGAGCCGGGAAGCAGCUGCAUCGGCAUCUCCUGGCCACCUGCCCCAACCUCAUCCGCGACAGGAAGCACCACCUGAGGCUGUACCGGCAGUGCUGCUCCGGCCGGGAGCUGGUGGAGGGGCUCUUGGCCCUUGGGUUUGGGGUCCACUCCCGGAGCCAAGCUGUGGGAAUCUGCCAGGUGCUGUUGGAUGAGGGUGCCCUCUGCCACGUGAAACACGACUGGACCUUCCAGGACCGAGACACCCAGUUCUACCGCUUCCGGGGGCCCGAGCCGGAGCUCGUGGGGCCUCGGGAGCUGGAGGAGGAGCUGGUGGAGGCGGUGGCUCUGCUCUCCCAGCGGGGGCCCGACGCCCUGCUCACCGUGGCGCUCCGGAAGCCCCCAGGGCAGCGCACGGACGAGGAGCUGGACCUGAUCUUCGAGGAGCUGCUACACAUCAAGGCUGUGGCCCACCUCUCCAACUCGGUAAAGCGGGAAUUAGCUGCAGUUCUGCUCUUUGAACCACACAGCAAGGCAGGGACCGUGUUGUUCAGCCAGGGCGACAAGGGCACCUCGUGGUACAUCAUCUGGAAGGGAUCUGUCAAUGUGGUCACCCACGGCAAGGGGCUGGUGACCACGCUGCACGAGGGGGAGGACUUCGGACAGCUGGCACUGGUGAACGACGCGCCCCGGGCAGCCACCAUCAUCCUGCGGGAAGACAACUGUCACUUUCUGCGCGUGGACAAGCAGGACUUCGACCGCAUCAUCAAGGACGUGGAAGCCAAGACCAUGAGGCUGGAGGAGCACGGCAAGGUGGUGCUGGUGCUGGAGAAGGCGUCUCAGGGCCCCGCGUCUUCUUGCCCCCCAACUCCAGGCAGGACCCGGUACACGGUGAUGUCCGGCACCCCGGAGAAGAUCCUGGAACUGCUGUUGGAGGCCAUGAGGCCCGAUUCCAACGCUCAUGACCCAACAGAGACGUUCCUCAGCGACUUCCUCCUGACCCACAGCGUCUUCAUGCCCAGCGCCCAGCUCUGCCCUGCCCUCCUGCACCAUUUCCACGCGGAGCCGGCGGGCGGCAGCGAGCAGGAGCGCGGCGCCUACAUCUGCAACAAGAGGCAGCAGAUCCUGCGGCUGGUCAGCCGCUGGGCAGCGCUGUACGGCCCCAUGCUGCACGCGGACGCCGUGGCCAGCGGCUUCCUGCAGAAACUCUCGGAGCUGGUGAGCAGGGACGCCCGGCUCAGCCACCUGCUGCAGGAGCCGCUGUGGCCGGACCGGCGCCGCCACCACAGGUUGGAGAAUGGUUGUGGGAACGCAUCUCCUCAAGUGAAGGCCCGGAACAUGCCCGUUUGGCUUCCCAGCCAGGACGAGCGGGUCCCCAGCAGUAACUGUGCCAUCCGAGUUGGGGACAAAGUCUCUUAUGACAUCUGCCGGCGGGACCACUCGGUGCUGAGCCUGCAGCUGCCGGUAACGGCCUCUGUGAGGGAGGUGAUGGCUGCCCUGGCCCAGCGGGACGGCUGGACCAAGGGGCAGGUGCUGGUGAAGGUCAACUCGGCAGGGGAUGCCAUUGGCCUGCAGUUGGACGCCCGCGGUGUGGCCACCUCCCUGGGUCUCAACGAGCGGCUCUUCGUUGUCGAUCCCCAGGACAUGCAUGAACUGACCCCACACCCCGAGCAGCUGGGGCCCACCGUGGGCUCGGCCGAAGGGCUGGACCUGGUGAGCGCCAAGGACCUGGCGGGUCAGCUGACAGAACACGACUGGAGCCUCUUCAACAGCAUCCACCAGGUGGAGCUGAUCCACUAUGUGCUGGGCCCCCAGCACCUGCGGGACGUCACCACGGCCAACCUGGAGCGCUUCCUGCGCCGCUUCAACGAGCUGCAGUACUGGGUGGCCACGGAACUGUGUCUCUGCCCGGUGCCCGGCCCCAGGGCCCAGCUGCUCAGGAAGUUCAUCAAACUGGCGGCGCAUCUCAAGGAGCAGAAAAAUCUCAACUCCUUCUUUGCUGUCAUGUUCGGUCUCAGCAACUCUGCCAUCAGCCGCCUGGCCCACACCUGGGAGCGGCUGCCCCACAAAGUCCGGAAGCUCUACUCGGCCCUUGAGAGGCUGCUGGACCCUUCGUGGAACCACCGGGUGUAUCGGCUGGCGCUCACCAAGCUCUCGCCCCCCAUCAUCCCCUUCAUGCCCCUCCUUCUCAAAGACAUGACCUUCAUCCACGAGGGGAACCACACCCUGGUGGAGAAUCUCAUCAACUUUGAGAAGAUGAGAAUGAUGGCCAGGGCCGUGCGGAUGCUGCACCACUGUCGGAGCCACGGCAACGCGCCCCUCUCGCCGCUCAGAAGCCGCGUCUCCCACCUGCACGAGGACAACCAGGCGGCGAGGAUCUCCACAUGCUCGGAGCAAUCCCUGGGCACCAGGAGUCCGGCCAGCACCUGGGCGUAUGUCCAGCAGCUGAAGGUCAUCGACAACCAGCGGGAACUGUCCCGCCUCUCCCGGGAGCUGGAACCUUGAGGAAGCAGGCCCUUCCCGCCGGGAAAACCAGGGUGCGCCCGGGCCCAGGGCCCAGGCCGGCCGCAGCUGGGCAGGGCUCCGCAGCGUGGACGCAGGCCCUGGGGCGGGCCGAGCGGAGGCAGGGGUCCCCGUGACGACUGGCAGAGAAGGAAGACCUCGGAGUGGAC